AGAAAUCAGAAAAAGGGUCAAAAAUCCUUCUGUAAAGCAUUUUAAGGAGUUCCUGGUGGGGCUUACGUCACUGACCAUAUUUAAAUCACACCAUCGCCACGCCCCCUGCUGCAGUUGGACUCCACCGACUUCCUCUCAGAGACGUCUCGCAGUCUCCCAGCUGACAGGAAGGUAACGGUCGUCACUGCCGCAGCUGGAGCAAACGAGGACCUAGAAACGCGCGGCUCCGUGUUGUGGAUGACAAAUAGAGGGAGCGACUUUUGGCUCAUGACUCGGAAUCAGCGGCUGCAGACAUUUGAUGGGAAGAGAAAGCGGACAGGGGAGACGGCAAAACACUCCGGAUGGUUACGAACGCCGCUGCCUCUGGAGCGGAACCUCACCCUGAAACGGAACGUCUUAUUGCCGACCUUCCAGAAAAGUUUCAGAAAAUAGAAACAUGCAUUCCUUCGCAUUGGUGAAUGUGCCGACUCAUCAGACUGGACAGUCAUCUCAAACCUCACAAACCACCCAUCCAUACCAAGGUGCAUUGGGAGUUUGGUCUGCAAACGCCACACAGCAGUAUGCAACGGGGAAUGGAGGAGUGCAACUGUCUCACGGCUCUAAUUUUGCCUCGCAGAAUGGAGCAAACCCUAGCAGACAAAUGUCAAAUUGGCAGAGCUCUGAUAAUACUUAUCUAGCGACUCAGCCGAAAAAUGCUUCACAUUUCAAGGAUUCUCUUUUCCAAAUAAUUCUUCGCCAGCAGCAGGAGCAGCAGCAGCAGCAGCAACAACAGCAGCAGCAGCAGCAGCAGCAACAACAGCAACAACAGCAGCAGCAGCACAGCAGCAGCAGCAGCAGCAGCAACAACAGCAGCAGCAGCAGCAGCAACAACAGCAGCAGCAGCAGCAACAACAACAGCAGCAGCAGCAGCAGCAGCAAUAUAGAUUAAACAAAUUACAAAAUGAGAAUCUUUCUGUGUCAAACACUGGCAUAUCUCAGCCAGCCACAAUGCAAAACUCUCAUCAAAAUGGAGUGGACCACAGUCAACGUAGUAAUCCUGUCAUAAACUCCACCUAUGGCCAACAAAGCAUGCCAGUGUUCUGCAAACAGACAGUUUCCUAUAAUGGGGCUCAGAUGAACAGGACCACAAAUGCCUCAGAUCUUCAACAGAGGUGGACCCAGCAGGCUUUUCAUCCAGCUGCAAAUGGAGGAAUGAGCAGACCCAUUUCAUCAUACCCUGCCGCUCCCUCACUUCCAUAUGACCAGACGGUCAAUGCCAACACAACGCUAGCUGCAGCUAUUCAUGAUGGUCAAGCUCCUGUGUCUUCUAAUCAAAUUCACAGACCAAAUUUCUCUCAGGGUGGAUGCUCUCAAAACUAUACAUCAAGCUGUGGAAUUGCAGCCUCUCAGACAUUUAAGGACAACAAUGUUGCUGCUCAGGGUACAUCCUCAAAUGCUCAGACUGCACAUGCUAUGCUUUUUCAUCAAAUAAACCAGCAACCUUCAACUCAGAGCAAUCCUUCACAUAACAACUACAGAAGUUUCAGGAAUAUAAAUUUGUGGAAUGAAAGAAAUUUUCUUUCAGAAAGAAAUGAUUCUCCUCCUCCUUACAUGAGCCCAGAUCCUUCCAUUGUGUCCAGAAUGUCUAAUCAAAAUAGCCAAACUGCGACCGUAGCUCCUUCUGAAAAUCCCAGCUUGAAGACUAGCCAGUCUUUAUCCCUCCAGUCUGGACAGCCUUGGCCUCAAAGUGUUAAGUCAAGAGCACAGCACAUUGUAAAUGCAUCAUUUCAGCAAAACUCAUUAGCAAAUGUGGUGUACCCCCGUUUCACAUCCGAGAAUGGGGGUGGAAGUGGCCAGAUAGUUGACAUCAGUGAAACUGUAACUAAAAGAUUUCCUGUCGAUUCACUGAGUAAUUCAUCACAAGGAUAUAAGAGGGUGUUAAUACAGAGAGGUGAAGCCAUUGUAGUAAGUAGCCAAUCAAAUAAGGAUGUUGGAAUGUCUUCACCAUUCAAACAAAAUGAAAGCUGUUCCUCCUCCGUGUCUGGUCAUACCGGCAUUAGAGCAGUUGCAGUUGUUCCCCCAUUGUCGCAGGAGGAGCCUAAUUCUCCUGCCUCCGCUGAACCUUGCAAAUCUGUGGACGACGCAGAAAAAACAUGCAUUUUAUCCCAUGUAGCUACAAUUUGUGAGACUGCAUCUGAAAGCGAGCAAUCCAAUCAGAAUCAAGUGAUCACCAACAAAGCAGCAUCAGAGCCAGAAAGUUUAACUCAAACACCAGAGAGCGAUCAUCAUGAAUCGGUUGUUGAAAGGGUUUCAGAAGAGUCGACAAAUCAAACUGGUUCUGGAAAACAAACCGAAGUGGCUCCACCUCAAUCACCACCUGCUCAUGAACUUUCUCAGCUCCCAACAAAAUCUUGGACCUUUAAGGAUCUGACCAAAUUAAUAAUGGUGAUGGAAGCCGAACCCAAGCAAAAGGGGACACCCGAUGUGUCGAAUGUUGUCAAAUUAUUUAUUACGAUGUGGGAUAAAAAUAUUAGAGCAAUGCUUCAUGGCUACAAGGAAUACUUGGAAAUGGCUUCUAUUGCUGAAAAAUUCUGUCACGCACACGUCAAGCGGGACACUUCUAUACUCACACAAGUUAGCCAAGGCUUUAAGGACCAACUCAAACGGUACAAAAUCCUCAAGGAAGGUGAGGUCUUCUCAGAACCUCCUUACAGAUCUUUGUGGUUGAAUGCCAAUGAUCAGCUUGAUGACAUAGAUAAGGAGUUUGGCUUCCCUUGGGCUUUGAAGCGACAUCUUUAUGUGGACGAAACCACAACCGAAGACUUUGAGACUUUCGAAAACGUUCCCGAACAAGCUGCCAGUGAGUCGAUAAACAAAGUUUUGCGUCUAACAGAGUGUGAAGCAGUUGAUAUGACUGAAGAAAGUGCAACCCCCCAGAACCUUACUGCUUCCCCACAUGAGUUGUCAGGGAAAGAUUCCUGUGACUUGAGCUACUUGUUUAAAAUAGAGGUUUUGCCUCCAGAGAAAGCAAAAAUUAUCUUUGAGCAAGUGCAGAAAAACGAGAAUCAAAGCUCUAACUGUGGAAAAGAAACUGAUGCAAGCGACUCUGAGCAGAGAGGGGGAUCUGAAGAUAUGGAUUCCACAAUAGAUGAUCCCAAACUAAAGAAAUCUUCAGACAAUCAGCUGGAAGAGAUUUGCUGCCUUGCAAGAUUUAUAGAAAUGAACUCAGGACUAGGCAAACUCUUCUCCAAAUGCCAAUGCACAGACAAACAAAAUGCAAAUGAAGGCACCAUUGAGAUCCUUAAACCAGAAUCUGACUGCUCACCAAACGACCAGAAGGUUGUUAAUCGUCAAACUGUUACUCAGAUUGGCUCUGGUCUGUCCAUUGACCUUGGUCAGAUAAUUGAUUUGACUGACGACAACGAUGGCCAACUUUUUUCUUUUUAUAAUAAAGAAUCAGACGCCAUUUUCCAGACCUGCAGCCAGUCAAAUGCUGUUAGUGUAAGCAAUCAGGAGGCUGGUGAACUUUCUGUUGAUUUUUCCUCUCCAAAAGAGGUGCACGAGUUUGUCUUGGAGGAGAGAGAAUCUGAGUUGGAGCAGGUACAAGAAAAGCUGCCAUCAGCAGGAGCUGUGCAGUCGAGUGAUUCAGUGUGUGGUACCCAGCUAACCAAAUCUGAUCCUUCCAAUUUAAUUGAAACAAAUGAGCUACCUCUGUGUUUUAACCAGAAAGAAAACUGUGAACAAGCUCCUUUAACAUCUGACGAUGAAUCGCCUUCAGAAAACAAAACUCAAGUUAGUGUCGCCGCCAGCCAGACAUCCUUAAACUUUGUUGUUAAUAGGAUAAAAACAGAGAAGAGACAAAGGAGCCUUGACAAUUUUUUCCCAAUUCUAAAGAAGUCUAAACGCAGACUGCCUGUUGCCUCACAUUCAGAUCACAACUCUGAAGUUCACGAAUCGGCCUCUGAAGGAAAAACUGUAGAAUUGGUGUUGUUUGGAGCUGGGCAACCAGAGAUGAGUUCUCCACCCAGAAAAGAUGAUGUCCCAGUUUCUUCUCAAAUAAGAGUGUCUUAUGAAAAACAUAAACCACCUGAAGUUGUGUCUGUGAAAUUAGACUCUUUGGCAACGGAGUCCACUCCAGCUGAGCCCAGAAGGGAGUACUCGAUCAAACAGCUUAUUUAUGAAAAAUGGAGGAGCAGUAUUCCGACUAUGAGUGGAUCAGGUUUUUUUCGGCACAAAAACAAACUGAAAAGGCAAACCAGUUUACCUGCUGUGAUUUCUAGUGAAAGCACAAAAGAGCAGGCGCAGACAAUUUCCCCUAAACUGAGAUUCUCUGACAGAACUAAAAAGUACAUUCAGAGUUUCAAGAAGAAAAGGAAGACCCUCGCUGAUCGCCUUACACGUGAAGAAACAAAGAAGAGGCGCUACAGUGUCACCCUCGGGCGACCUGAACAUCAGAUGCGAGGUGAAACCAGUGACAAGAUGCCGGUCCAUGACAAUAUUGUCUUGAAGUUCAAUGUCCUGCCAAACACCUUUAACUUGGCAGAUGUGUCUGCUGAGACAGAGGAGGCAGCUGAACCUGUUUCAGAUGAGUUGAAACCAAUAGAAGAAAAAGGUGCCUUCCAUAAGAAAGUUGCAGCAAAACCAAAAGGAGCCUGGUGUCCAAGUGAACCAAAACAAUGCAAGGCACAACGUGUCUCUAAGAAUGUCGGCCUCUUCCAUGAGUAUCAGAAGAAAUACAAGGAGAAGACUUGCACAUCGACAGAUGAUUGAUUGAUGCAUAAUGUUACUAAACUUUGUUGCUGACAGUGUUUAUGUUCUAAACUCAGGGAGUAGACUUGUACUAUGUUUUAAGUUUAAUCUCCCUGUAAGAGACCUCAGUACUGCUUCCUCAUUAAAAAGCAUUAAAAAGCCUACACAUUGGACUGAUAAAGACUGAUUAUUCUGUAUUCUGUGUAUAUUACUGUAUUUUGGGUUUUUUUUUCACUUUUUUUGUACCAAGAGGUGUUCUAUUUUUUUACAGUGCUUUAUAAUGUUUGAAAAGAUUAACUUUAAAUUUGUCUUGCAUGUUUUUGUUGUGCAAAUAAAUUUUUUUUUUGCUAA
This is a messenger RNA of Poeciliopsis prolifica (blackstripe livebearer), 5079 nucleotides long. RefSeq lists its product as uncharacterized. The record is from RefSeq and is a predicted model, not a curated record. Lineage: Eukaryota; Metazoa; Chordata; Actinopteri; Cyprinodontiformes; Poeciliidae. The transcript is spliced from 4 exons. The coding region runs from base 988 to 4749 and encodes 1253 amino acids.